Molecule: messenger RNA, 456 nt
Organism: Phytomonas sp. EM1
Lineage: Eukaryota; Euglenozoa; Kinetoplastea; Trypanosomatida; Trypanosomatidae
Source: the annotation of a GenBank genome assembly
AUGACGAACGCGAUGCGGAGUAAAGGCUACGGUUUCAUCUACUACCGCGAUGGGGCGAGUACGGAGGCGGCGAUUAAGGAGCUCAAUGGGCGGGAGGUCCUUGGGCGGCGGAUUAAGGUUCGCUACGCCGGGCAACAGCGUCCGGUGGAUGAUCUCCUCGAGGACGACCCCGUCAAAGGGGCUGAGGAGGAGGACUUCAGCUAUUAUUUCUCCAUGCCCCAUCUUCUUACGAUGAUGGAUACGAUUGUCGAUCACGAGGACGAUAGCGUGGGAGGAGAAGGAGGAGGGGUGAUGAACGGUGGGCCUUGCCUGACCGUGCCCCUUUGCGAGGAUUCCGCCGAUCUCGGCUACGUUGGCGCCCCGACCGCCUUCCCGAAGCUCUUCGACGGGGCGGUCGGAUCCUGCACCGGCAACACCAGCUCCCGUUCCCCUUCUUCCGUCUUACCGGACGAGUGA